UUAUGAAGUAUAAGAGGAGAACACCAUCGAGCUACGCUGUGAAGUAAUAGCUAACUAGCUCGCUAUUUAGAGCGAAAACAUCAAAAUUUGACAUUCACGCAUUCAGGGAAGGAUUGUUCCUAGACCAACCUCAACAUGUUCUACACUUGUGGACCCAAUGAGGCGAUGGUGGUGUCUGGGUUCUGCCGCUCCCCUCCCAUGAUGAUUGCCGGAGGCAGAGUGUUUGUUAUUCCCUGCGUCCAGCAGAUCCAGAGGAUCAGUCUGAACACUCUUACGCUGAAUGUGAAGAGUGACAAAGUGUACACGCGACACGGAGUGCCCAUUUCUGUCACUGGCAUUGCUCAGGUGAAGAUCCAAGGCCAGAACAAGGAGAUGCUGGCUGCGGCGUGUCAGAUGUUCAUGGGGAAGUCUGAGACUGCGAUCGCCCAGAUCGCCCUGGAGACGCUGGAGGGACACCAGAGGGCCAUCAUCGCUCACCUUACUGUGGAGGAAAUAUAUCAGGACCGUAAGAAGUUCUCUGAGCAGGUGUUCAAGGUGGCCUCAUCUGACCUGGUCAACAUGGGAAUUAGUGUGGUCAGCUACACCCUCAAAGAUGUUCAUGAUGACCAGGACUACCUCCACUCUCUGGGGAAGGCCCGUACCGCCCAAGUGCAGAGAGAUGCGAGAAUCGGAGAGGCGCAGUACAAAAGAGAUGCAGUCAUUAGGGAGGCCCAGGCUAUGCAGGAGAAGGUCUCUGCGCAGUAUGUGAAUGAGAUCGAAAUGGCCAAAGCUCAGAGGGACUACGAGCUGAAGAAAUCCUCGUACGACAUGGAGGUCAACACCAAGAAGGCAGAGUCUGAGAUGGCUUACCAGCUGCAGGUGGCGAAGACCAAACAGCGCAUUGAGGAGGAGAAGAUGCAGGUGCAGGUGGUGGAGCGCACCCAGCAGAUCAUGCUGCAGGAGCAGGAGAUCACCAGGAGGGAGAGGGAGCUGGAGGCCAAGGUGAAGAAGCCGGCCGAGGCCGAGAGGUACCGCCUGGAGAGGCUGGCUGAGGCAGAACGCCUCCAGCUCAUCAUGCAAGCCGAGGCUGAAGCCGAAUCUAUUAGAAUGAAAGGCGAGGCUGAAGCCUUUGCGCUAGAAGCUAAGGGCAAGGCUGAGGCUGAGCAGAUGGCCAAGAAGGCGGAUGCCUUCAAGCAGUACAAGGAGGGCGCCAUGGUGGACAUGCUGCUGGAGAAACUGCCUCUGAUGGCAGAAGAGAUCAGCAAGCCGCUCUCAGAGGCUCAGAAGGUGACCAUGGUGUCCAGUGGUGGUUCUGACAUAGGACCAGCCAAGCUGACCGGAGAGGUGCUGGACAUCAUGACCAGGCUGCCACAGACUGUGGAGAAACUGACCGGCGUCAACAUUUCACAGGUUGCUGGAAAGCCAGCCCGCAUGGGCUGAACAGGAGAGAAAUCAACAUAAUCAGUUUGAUUAUCUACACCCCUUCUCUGCAACCACUUCCUUAUUGUACCAUUGUGAUGUCAUAACAGCCAACUUUCCUGUCUCUGUUAGUCUCCCACCUCACCUCCUGUCAGCCUAUGGCUUUUCAGUGAUGACUCAGUGUCAAGUUAAAAAUGUCCAUUGAGACAUACAGUUGUGAAUUCUAAGGUCAAUUAUAUGUCAGUUAUACUGCCAAGCCAUUUCCAGAGUCAUUCACUGUGUAUGGUAAGUGCACUUUACCCCGUAAUGAUAAAAUUACUGUAUCGGAAUGGUGGAGAUGAAAGCUCAUUUCAGUAGGGUGUUUUUUUUUUUUUUUUCAAUCAAAAUGUAAGGGGUUGAAGAAGGAUAAGAUUUAUUUCUCGUAAUUUGUGCCAAUUCCUGUAAAUUCUGAGCUACAUGAACUUUUCUAAGUCAAGUCUCCUGAAACUGUGAGUAACGUCUUACUCCCCCUUCUCUGGUAAAAUGAUUGGCAGCACAACCUGACGUUUUGAGGAUGUUAUAUUUGGAGUAGAAGUAUCUGAUAAAAAAUGUUAAAAGUACAGGAGUACAGCACAACCAUUCCAUAAAACAAGUAGUCAUACAGCUUGCUGACCAUAUAACUGACCAGGUUGCUAGUUUAGGUUUUGACCAAAAGAAAAUGCACAUUUUACUAUACUGGUAACUGUUGCUAUGCAUUAUUUUCCACUUGGCUGCAUGUUGCCUGUGACCACGGGUGCUUGAAAGUGACAGGAAGCCGGCGAAUUAGUGGACUGGAAAAUGUCUCAGGUGUGGAAACAUCUAAAACAAGUGCCUUUUAGGGUUUUGUUUUUUUUAAUAUGAAACUUUCCUUGAAGCGGGUGCCAUUUUUGUUUCUGCAUUUUUCAAUCCAACAUUUUGGCACUGACCUUACCAACAAAACUGUCUGUAGUGUAUCACUUUUGUGAGGUGGGGUGGUUUUCGAUGAGAAAACCCUGUUGCAAGUCAUCACGGUGAUAGUGUAUCAUCCCAGUGCUACUCUGCACAUCUCCCUGUCUGUUUGUCCGUUUCCAUAACUCCAUUACCUGCACGUCAGACUCAGACUUAAACGUUACCACAAACACUGUGUCCUUAAAACCGAAGGGCAAACCGUAUGCAAGGCCACUGCAGACCUGCAUUUCUACAGCCAGUCUUACCCUGUGCCCAACAGGCACUUAUGACCAAACCCACAACCCUAGUUCUCAGCUUUUUUUUUUUAGAUUUUUUUACUUUGGUUUUUGUUUAUUGGUUUGAUUUGGGAGUAAAACUGGAUGAACAGUCUGGAUGAAGAAGUUUUGCUCAUUAUUUUAAGCGUUACCUUGACCAGGGAUGCAUGGUAUUCUGAGAGAUUCCUUAUUUUGUGAAGUGACAACGGGACCCUUGCCAAAAAUUAACAAUGAAGGAUAACAGUACCUGCCCAUAAUUCAUCUGUUCACAAAUGCUCCUGCAAAAUGAUUCAUACUGGCAUUGCCUUAUGGUUGUUGAUAUUGGUAUUUGUUUCUUCUGUUUUACUGAUGAUUAUCAUAUCUCUCUUAUGCAUGAGAUUUUCUAUUUAACUUUUCUUUUAACAGUAUAUUUGGUGCAUUUUUAGUACAUUGUUUUUGUGAGAACUGAACAAAUUUUAGACUCUUUUGGUUUGUAAAUUGAGAAUUGUUGCAAAUCCAGAAUUUUAGUCAUCAACUGAUCCUGGACUGGGAAGUGCCUAAUGAUGGAGUUACGAGCUGAAGUAUACUCACAGAUUUUUACAUUUUCUUUGUGUAGUAUGUUAGUUUGCAGUUGAUUAGUUAUAUGUCUAUGGGCUUUUAGUUUAUCUAUGCUGUUCGUAACAAAUGUCAGGCUAGACUGCCGAAAAGCAUGUAAAUGCUUUACAAAGUGGUGCAAGUUAAAAAGGGAGGAAGUGGUUGGUGGGAAGGUACAGAGAAGGAAGAGUGGGGCAUUAUAUUGACUUGAAAAGGAUGGGCGGGUGUUUUAUGAGUGUGGUAUAUUGCCAUGGUCUGUCUUUGAAGCACUGCUGUAGAAAAGUAGGUCAGUCUGGCACCUUGUUCACAUUGAAACGUGUUCGGUAGAGAGAAACGAUCUCGCGUGGUGUGAAUGAAACCUGCAGCACAUUUUCAUGUUUGCGUUUCUCGUUAACGGUAAGAAGGAACACAGGAUCUGAGCUGGGAAUUGUACACUGAGGUAUUGGGCUGUCGUGAAGUUUGUUCCGCCAAAAGUUUGUUUGUAGUCCGGGAUGCGGUUGCUUUGCCUCUACAUGGGAUGGCAGCAGUGCACUUAGUUACUGCCUCUAGAACUGCGUGCCUCAGAGAUGUUAUAUGCAUACGCAAGAGUUUUCUUGUCAUUGAGAAGUGCCUUCAUUCGGUAGUCUCCUACUCCUACGUAUCUUCCUAUAUUCAGUCCCCAAAUAUGCCAAAACGUUCCAGUCCAGUAGUACUAGUGGCUAUAAUGGUGAGUGCAUAUGCAAUUAACUGUCUUUUGUGUAUUGCAGCCUUGCAUACGUUUUCUAAAAAAACUUUGACAUCUUUUCUAACCCUGACCAAACUUCUUGAUGGAGAUCCAGAAGUUGUGAAUAUUUAUAGUCCAAGCCAUAUAUAUGGAUGAUAAAUUCUGGCCUUAGUGUGUAACAUUAGACUACACUGCUGAUUUCACUAGGGGUGGUAAUGUGUGCCAGAAUCGAAGUUAACAGCAUCUUGGCUUGUUGUAUUUCUUAUGUUUUAACUGUAGUUUGUGAUGAGUUAGCUGUUCAUAUUACCUUGAGUGGCAUAUUAUGGUGUUUCACUCAGUUUAGGAAAAUGCCAACUUGUCCUAUAUGUAGUUUCGGGAUGGCAGAUUUUAUUAA
Molecule: messenger RNA, 4288 nt
Organism: Megalops cyprinoides (Indo-Pacific tarpon)
Lineage: Eukaryota; Metazoa; Chordata; Actinopteri; Elopiformes; Megalopidae
Gene: flot1b
Product: flotillin 1b
Exons: 13
Coding region: 136-1419 (427 amino acids)
Biological process (GO): protein kinase C signaling; regulation of receptor internalization; positive regulation of cell junction assembly
Cellular component (GO): plasma membrane
Source: RefSeq, a predicted model, not a curated record